AAUAUAGACGGACGGACGGAUGGGGAUGGAGACCCACCCGGAGGGCGAUAACAAGCCUUUUCUUCUAGCUUCCUCCCUGGGAGUGAAGGGAGUUUGAAAGGCAGGAGGCAAGGACGGCUCUGAGCAGAAUUCAGGUUUUUCUUGGAAGGGUUUGCCAGGGCUUGCUGCUGCUGGGUGAUUGGGAUGUGGGAGAGAUGAAGCCCCUUUCAGCCGGUGCCUCGGUCCUUACUCACUGUUCAGUGAAGACACCUAGGCUUGGAAGGGCCCUGUGAGCCCCUUACUUUAGAAUGGGCAAUGCUGCUGAGAAACAGAAGUCCUGGAAACGAAGCCGUCUGUGCCCCUGGAAGCAAGACUCUCAGCGCUCCCAUCUCUCCUCCUUCACCAUGAAGCUGAUGGACAAAUUCCACUCGCCCAAAAUCAAGAGGACGCCGUCAAAGAAGGGAAAACCAGCUGAGGUGUCUGUGAAAAAUCCGGAGAAGCCUGUGAGCAAAGAGGCAACAGACAGAUUUCUACCAGAGGGCUGCCCCCUCCCCUUGGAUCUGGAGCAGCAGACAGUAGAGUUUAUGUCCACCAGUGCUGUGGCUUCCAGGUCUCAGAGGCAGAAGAACCUGAGCUGGCUGGAAGAGAAAGAGAAGGAAGUUGUUAGUGCCUUGCGCUACUUUAAGACCAUUGUGGACAAAAUGGCUAUUGAUAAGAAGGUGCUGGAGAUGCUUCCAGGGUCAGCCAGCAAGGUGCUGGAGGCCAUCUUACCCCUGGUGCAGAGUGAUCCUCGAAUUCAACACAGCUCAGCCCUCUCCUCCUGCUAUAGCCGAGUGUACCAAAGUCUCGCCAACCUCAUCCGUUGGUCUGACCAAGUGAUGCUAGAAGGUGUGAACUCAGAAGAUAAAGAGACAGUGACAACCGUGAAGGGGGUCAUCAAGGCUGUGUUGGACGGAGUGAAGGAGCUGGUCAGGCUAACCAUCGAGAAGCAGGGGCAUCCGUCUCCAACCAGCCCAGUGAAACCCAGUUCCCCAGCCUGCAAACCCGACGGCCAGUCUGAGCUCCCCCUGACAGAUCGAGAGAUGGAGAUUCUAAACAAGACAACUGGCCUGUCCCAGUCAGCCGAGCUUCUCCCAGACUCUACAGAUGAGGAGGUCGCACCCCCCAAGCCCCCCUUACCUGGCAUCCGGGUGGUUGAUAACAGCCCUCCACCAGCAUUGCCACCGAAGAAAAGACAGUCAGCUCCAUCCCCGACCCGAGUGGCUGUCGUUGCCCCCAUGAGUCGAGCCACCAGUGGCUCCAGUUUGCCCGUUGGAAUUAAUAGGCAGGACUUUGACGUGGACUGUUACACACAAAGGCGACUCUCAGGAGGCAGCCACUCGUACGGCGGAGAGUCGCCCCGCCUCUCCCCCUGCAGCAGCAUAGGCAAGCUCAGCAAGUCAGACGAGCAGCUGUCCUCUCUGGACAGGGACAGCGGCCAGUGCUCCCGGAACACAAGCUGUGAAACACUAGAUCACUAUGAUCCUGACUACGAAUUCCUUCAGCAAGACCUCUCUAACACAGACCAGAUACCUCAGCCAGUGGCCUGUCACCUCAGCCCGUUGCCGGAGUCCUUGGGAGAGUCUGGGUCUCCGUUUCUCGGCUGCCCUUUCCAGUUGCCUCCAGCACCCAGCAGCUGUCCCCAGCCAGAUGGGCCGUCGGCCCCAGGACAGCAGGUGGACAUGCCCCCUGCUCUCCCCGAGAAGAAGCGCAGGAGUGCAGCCUCCCAGACCACGGACAGCUUGGGCUGCAGGGUGUCCUACGGGCGGCACCCCUCCCAGUACGACAACAUCUCCGAGGAUGACCCGCAGAACCCAGCCUCGGGCCCGUCCGUCCCCUUCACGCCCUUUGCUGCUAUUCUCCCCUUUCAGCAAGGAGGGUCCUCAGCCUCUGUCGAAUUUGUGGGUGAUUUCGCUGUUUCUGAAUCAACGGGUGACCCGGAAAAACCGCCUCCUCUACCAGAGAAGAAAAACAAACACAUGCUAGCCUACAUGCAGCUGCUGGAGGACUACUCAGAACCACAGCCGUCCAUGUUCUACCAGACGCCGCAGAGCGAGCACAUCUACCAGCAGAAGAACAAGCUGCUCAUGGAGGUGUACGGCUUCAAUGACUCGUUCAGCACCGAGGCCUCGCAGGACCUGGCGCCGCCCCCCGCCCUGCCCCCCAAGCAGCGGCAGCUGGAAUCACCAGCUAUGAAAGACGGACAUCCCAGAGAUCCCUCGUCGGCCAGCAGCACGGCCGGGAAGGAGAGCAGAGACAGUGACAGGGCCUCAAGGUCACCAGAUGGUUCAGAGUUGGCUCGAUCGGAGGAGGAAGUGGAUGAGCUGUCCCUCAUCGACCACAAUGAGAUUAUGGCAAGGCUGACACUCAAGCAGGAGGGUGACGACGGGCCGGACGUCCGCGGCGGGUCUGGAGAUAUCCUACUGGUGCACGCUACUGAGACAGACAGGAAAGAUUUGGUGUUGUACUGUGAGGCCUUCUUGACCACCUACAGGACCUUCAUCACCCCGGAGGAGCUCAUCAAGAAGCUGCAGUACAGGUACGAGAAGUUCUCUCCCUUCGCCGACACAUUCAAGAAGCGCGUCAGCAAGAACACAUUCUUUGUGCUGGUGCGGGUGGUGGAUGAGCUGUGCCUCGUGGAGUUGACAGAAGAGAUCUUGAAGCUGCUGAUGGAGCUGGUCUUCCGCUUGGUGUGCAACGGGGAGCUCAGCCUGGCCCGCGUGCUCCGGAAGAACAUCCUGGACAAGGUGGACCAGAAGAAGCUGCUCAGGUGUGCCAACUCCGACCAGCCCCUGGCAGCCCGGGGGGUGGCCGCCAGGCCGGGGACUUUGCAUGACUUUCACAGCCAUGAAAUAGCCGAGCAGCUGACCCUGCUGGAUGCUGAGCUCUUUUAUAAAAUAGAGAUUCCUGAGGUUUUGCUUUGGGCAAAAGAGCAGAAUGAGGAGAAGAGCCCCAACUUGACCCAGUUCACGGAGCACUUCAACAAUAUGUCCUACUGGGUCCGGUCAAUAAUCAUGUUACAAGAAAAAGCCCAGGACAGGGAGCGGCUCCUGUUGAAGUUCAUCAAGAUCAUGAAGCACUUACGGAAGCUGAACAACUUUAACUCCUACCUGGCCAUCCUCUCAGCCCUGGACUCGGCUCCCAUCCGCAGGCUGGAGUGGCAGAAGCAGACCUCGGAGGGCCUGGCCGAGUACUGUACACUGAUCGACAGCUCAUCCUCCUUCCGCGCCUACCGGGCCGCCCUCUCCGAGGUGGAGCCACCCUGCAUCCCCUACCUGGGGCUUAUCCUGCAGGACCUCACCUUUGUUCACCUGGGAAACCCAGACUAUAUUGACGGGAAGGUGAAUUUUUCCAAACGGUGGCAGCAGUUCAACAUUCUGGACAGCAUGCGGUGCUUCCAGCAAGCGCACUACGAUAUCCGAAGAAAUGAUGACAUCAUAAACUUCUUCAAUGACUUCAGCGACCACCUGGCGGAGGAGGCCCUGUGGGAACUUUCUCUGAAAAUCAAACCUAGGAACAUAACAAGAAGAAAAACAGACCGGGAGGAGAAGACCUAGAAGUAGGUGCCGUGAGCGAGGAGAACGCUCGAGAGAGGCUCCGAGACCGGGAGGGACUUUGCACCUGUCCCCGGGCAGGCUGCACGUGUCCCGGCCCCAGGGCCCAGCCAGCCCUCUGCCGUGCGGGGCAGGAGCCCCAGCAGCUUCCUGCUGCGCUCCUCCGCGGGAGCGGUCGCCAGGCCCACCGUGGAGCCAGCAGGCAGGUCUCGUCCUGAUUUGUGAACCCGUGGUUCGGGUUCGGUUUCGGUUUCGGUUUCGGUUUCGGUUUCUGCUUUCCCGUUGUCCUCUCUCCGCCCCCCUCCCACUUGGGAGCCGCACAGGGAGAUGGGCAGACCAAGGCACAGUGGGACGCUCCUCACCCCUCCCUACAUUCUGGGGUCCUGAACCUGCUGAAAUGACAAGAGUGGAGGACCCUGAGAGGUGGGGGACCUGGAAGCAGAGGGACUUUCAGUAGGGUGGGCAGAAAGCAGAGAAGACCGGGGAGGCUCCUUUUACUUUCCUUGUCCUGCUUUUUAAAUGCAAGAUGGUGUGAGCUUUUGAUGUGACCCAGAGGGGUUCACCAGGUGGCCUUCCAGUAGGCCUGGGGCUGGCGCUCCCGUCACGGUACUGGCCCUCAGAACCGUCAUCUUCCCGUCCCUUCAUGUCCCCGACCGCCUGGCGCUUCGGGGAGCUAGGAAGAAGAUGGAGCAAGGGAGGACGUGGUUGUACCUGAGCCGGGGCCAGGAGUUCCGGGGUGAGUGAAGUGGGAGAGUGGAGGGGCCUUUCUGUCUUGGGGAAGGCCGGCAGACCCCUCUUCUUUCGCUUGCUGUGUGCCUUAAACUCCAUCUCCUGCCCCCCCCCCGCCGCCCCCAUGGGCUCCCCUCCUACCCUGCUCCAUCCUGGCAGAGCCAGGGGGGGUGCUGCCCUGCCCUUUCCACCAGUGCACAGUGAGCUCUGCCCAGGGAAGGACGGGAGGUCCCUGAUGGACGGGGGCGCCCGCUGAGGCUGACCGGCCCCGGCUCCCACCCCGGGGCGUACUUGCUCUCUCCACCUUCCUUGUUGGAAAUGGCGCUCGCUGGUGAGGUGGACCGUCGGAGGCAGGUUUGCAGGGAGGUCCCUGCACACGGGCCGGGCCGCUGCCCCCACACCCCUUGGGUGCUGGUUUGCGUGACUGAGUGCUUGCUUCUCCUGGGCUUGGGACUUGGCCAAGCAAAUGCCAGGAUCGAACUUCUUAAACAACCAUGUCACUUUGAGUCCUUCCUGAGUUUUGAGCAGCUUUCUCCACUCUUGUUUUGGGGUCCUGGACAUAGAGGGGAGGACAUCCAGAACUGCCAGUGGAGCCCCCUCGCGAAGCAGGCUGGCCGCUGCAGGCCAAACGUGUCACUUUCUUAUUUAAAGCGUGUGGUCUUUGUUCUUCAGCGGUGCUGGGGUGGGCUUGGUGCCCACUUUGAGUCCCCUCACUGCGGUCUUGUCGUCUCCCUUCCCAUCGCUCUGCUGGAUGCUGCUGCAUGCACGUGCGGGCGCCGCUACAGCCCCAGUACUGAUGCGGACUCUCCGCCUCCCGCACCUGUCAGCAGAUGGUGGGGGGGCUUUACUUUCCCUCCCCUCUCUUCUGGUAGCCCUGCCAGGUGGAGGGAGCAGUGUUCGGGGGACGGGGAGCCCGUGGGUCAGGGUAGCCCCUGCGUGAGGACCGCAGGGGCUGUAUGUGUUUAACUUAUUGGUUGACAGGCUCCCCAUCCCGCGCCUCCUUAAGACAUCCUCCUGGCUCUGGGAGUUGCCCCACCCUGUGCCAGCCCCGCAGCCGGGCUGUGAUUGGUCUUGGGGGACCAGGACCGGGUGUCCCUGCAGGUGGGGCUGAAGCCGGGGAAGGGUGGGCACAUGCCAGGUCAGAAGGAACCCAAGUCUUCAGAAGCACCUCCCUCUCCUCCAUGCCUCGCCCCUGUUACAUUGUAAUAUAUAUAUAUAUAUAUCCCCACUAACCUGGCUGAUGGUGGCAUCUUCCUGCAGACAUUUCAAACCUGUAACUUUUAUAUGAAAGGAAAAUAAACACAAUGAAAGCUGCG
Callorhinus ursinus (northern fur seal) is the source of this 5617-nucleotide messenger RNA. The record is from RefSeq and is a predicted model, not a curated record. Lineage: Eukaryota; Metazoa; Chordata; Mammalia; Carnivora; Otariidae.